AUGCAGCUCGCCCAGCGUUCUUCUACCCUGCGGGCCUCCCGCCCCGCGGCCGCUACCCGGGCUGUCAGCCGCAGGACCGUGAAGGUCGUGGCUGCCUACGGCCAGGACAGCCGCUUCGUCGACCUGGCGGAUCUCGAGAACACCACCGGUGCUUGGGACGUGUACGGCCAGGACGGCGAGAAGCGGUACAACUCCCUGCAGUCCGAAUUCUUCACCCGCGCGGCCGACCUCGUGGCGCGCCGCGAGGCGAUCCUGCUGCUGCUGGCCGGCAGCGGCGGCGCGGCCAUCAGCCUGUUCGGCCUCAAGGGCGCCAAGGACGCCCAGCUGCCCAUCACCAAGGGCCCCCAGACGAGCGGCGAGAACGGCAAGGGCGGGAGCGUGCGCGGCAAGCUCUGA
Messenger RNA from Monoraphidium neglectum, 396 nucleotides. Its product is annotated as Photosystem I reaction center subunit VI. The transcript has 6 exons. The record is from RefSeq and is a predicted model, not a curated record. Gene Ontology annotation, biological process: photosynthesis. The coding region runs from base 1 to 396 and encodes 131 amino acids. Lineage: Eukaryota; Viridiplantae; Chlorophyta; Chlorophyceae; Sphaeropleales; Selenastraceae. Gene Ontology annotation, cellular component: photosystem I reaction center; chloroplast thylakoid membrane; photosystem I.